CCCGACGUCUUUCUGGAUAGCCAACCCAACCCCAUGAAAAAGAAAACUACCUACUUUGCUAUUUGCAUCAUAACUAGCAAAGCAGUUCUUCAAUCUCAACAAUAAGGAAAUCAUAUCAUCUCCAAGUUCUCCACUUUGCUAAUAAUAAUAAUAAUAAUCUUUCUCUGUCCACCAGAAAUUUUUUCUUCUCGUUUUCUCAGACCACCAAAAAAAAUUUCCUCAGUGUUUGUUGAUACAGCAUUAGUCUUGUUGUAAUUCGAUUUGGAACAUAAUUAGUCUUGUUCUCAUUCGAUUUUGGGUUUUCCGAAUUGUUUCUCCUUUCUCAUUCUUUUUCCCUCUGGAAAUUUUGAGUUUUCUUUGUACCAGUUGGGGUUUCUUUAGAGUGGUUGUAGAACCAGUUUUGCGGUGUGAUUUGAUUCAGUUUUCAAGACUUAGGUUUUCAUCUGUGAUCGGAUUGAAGUUACAGUUUUCACGGUGUCAACAAUCGAAAUUAGGGUUUCGUGAUUGGGGAUUUGUGCGUGUUUUAAUUACAGUUUGUUGUGAUUGGGAAUUUCCUUCGUGUGUUCGAAUUAUCAGUGUUGGGGAAGAGGUUUUUUAGCAAUUGCGUGCAGGGUAGAGGGUCUCUUCCAUUCUCCAUCUCCAUCUCUGAGAAGCAGACGUAGGAAUUGUUUUUAGAGGGUUGCUGUAAUUCGUUUGUGCUGGUUUUAACUGGGCUUUAACAAGAAGCUUCUCCAAAAUUGCAGUUGCGAUUUUUAUCUUUGUGUUGAGACUGAUGUGUGUUUGUUGUAUCUGAAUUGGAACAUCUGUUUUAAGGGUUCUUCAUUUGGCUUUAGCUGGAGGUAAAUUUAUUUUGUUUUUCUCCAAUUCUGUAUUAACUCUCAAUACUCAGUGGUGCUCAGGGAGUAGUUUCUGCUUAUGUUAUGUGAUUUUUAGUUUGUUUUGAGCUUGUGCUUGUCCUGUGAUUGAUCAGUGGUGUAGGAAUUACAAAAUUAGGACUGCUGUAGGUAGUUGAAGGUGAUUUUGGGGGUGGUUCUUGUGUUUUGGUUUUUGGGGAGAAGCUCUCAAUCCUCACUGUGGCAAGGAAUUUGGUGAUUUUUCAGUGAACAACUUUGAAGAUAUGGGUUGUGGUGUUUUGAUUUGUUCUUAAUUAGUGUUUUAUGAAUGGUAUUUUAAGUUUUCAGUUGGAAUUUCUCCUAAUUUGAAAUCUUAAUCUUCCAUUCCUUAAAUUCUAAGUGUUCUUCAGCAAGUUUAGUACAAAGGGAACAGUUAGUGUUGUUAUCAUGCCAAGAACCAGAUCAUCAUCUAGAAGACCAUCAUCGUCGUCUGAUGUUUGUGCUGAGUCUCUUGCCACACUAGGGUGUUUAUCGUCUUCUUCUACAGGUGAGGGUGUUUCAGUGUCCCCUCAGACAAACUCAACUUCAAACUCUCAAGAGCAUAUACCUUUUAUUGAUAACUCAGUAGAUGAUGUUUCUUCGUUUCACUGCCCAUACAAACAUUUCGAAGGUUUUCAUAAUGGUGUAGAUGGCACAGGGUAUGCAAAGAGCUCCAUCUUCAGGCACAUAAAAGAUAUGCAAUUUCAUGUUGCAGAUGGUUUAUCCAUUUGUAAAGAACGGAUAAGUAUAGAAUACAGUAUUUUUAUAGCUUGAGAAAAACUGCUCAGGAAGAUGAAAAUGUUGUUAUGUUUUCCCUGUAUGCAGUGGUAUGCAUGGAGUAGACCAUGCGUGUUCAACCUGGAGGUAUAUUAGCUGGUCCUUUUAAUGGCAGUGGUGCAAAGUUUUUGAUACAUGGGGUCCGAAAACCUAUGAUGCUUAAUCCUUCUCCUUAUGCUACUUCUACCAGUAAUGAAGAGGACUUUGGGGGUCUCAAUAUCAGCAUGCUUAAUCUGAUUUUUCAGAAACAAAUCACUACAAUCUCAAGCAUCCCACCUCAAUAUCGCCUUCACUUUUCUAGAACUUUAAAAACAUCUUUGGAUAAGGUGCUCGUCAACCCCUGUGAUCUCAAGUCAUGGUUACAACUACUGCUACUACCUAUUUUCACUCUCAAUUUAUAUUUUCCAAAAACCUCAAGGGAAGAGAGAUCAGGCAACAGAAAAAGGCUACAAACAACAGCCAUUAAUAAAGCUUUGAACACAUGGAGGGAACCAAAUGGAUGUAGUAUUCUAAUUCAGAAGUUAUUGGAGGCUCAAAUAGAAGCUCAAAGAAGCAGGGAACAACGCACUAGAAAGAAACCAAAGACCAAUGUGGAGGCUUGUAGAAAGAAAUUAAGAUUUGGGAAAUAUACAUCAUCCAUCAUAAUUUUAUCCUCUAAUGGUGUAGCGCUUCAUAAUGAAGAUACUCUUCAUGAAUUACAACAGAAGCACCCAUACGCUCCCCCUCCUAUCAUACCUCCAGACAACAUAGAGUGCUCACCAGUUUCUGUUGAUAGCAAAGCUGUCUUUGCUGCUAUUAAAGGUUUUCCAAAAGGCACCUCUUGUGGCAGGGAUGGACUUAGAGCCCAACACUUGCUUGACGCUUUAAGUGGAUCUGCAGCUGCUGUUUCUGAAGAGCUUCUUACUUCCAUUGCAGGUGUUGUGAACUUGUGGCUUUCUGGUAGGUGUCCAACUGCUCUUGGAGAAUACAUUGUCAGUGCACCACUCACCCCAUUGCUCAAACCUGAUGGUGGUCUAAGACCUAUAGCAGUCGGUACAGUCUGGAGACGUUUAUGCUCUAAAUUAGCUGCAAGUUUUGUGUGCAAGGAGAUGGAAAGUUAUCUGGGUAACCACCAGUUUGGUGUUGGAAUAUCAUGUGGUGGGGAAAGUAUAUUGCACGCUGCCAGGGGAUGGUGCUGGAUUUGGUCCACUUCAGCAACGAAUAACAACUUUGCCUAUUAAGGAUGGUGGUUUAGGUGUAUAUAUAAUGGAGGAUACAGGUCAGUUUGGGUACCUGGCUUCAUGCAUCAAGACACAAAGCAUACAUGAUAUCAUUUUGAGGUAUGUUGACACGACUACACCCAGCCCCAACUUCCAGUUUGCUCUCGAUAAGUACGUGCAGGUAUGUGGUCUUACUCCUACUUUUACCAUCAAUAACACUGCCCCUCACCCCAUGAAAACCUUGGCAGCUCGUUAUUUCGAUGUUAUUAAGAGAGAGUUACCCACCAAAUUUACAAUGUCAGAAAGGGAUGCAGUCUUAUGGCAAAGUAACAAGUUGAAACAUGCUAUGGAUUAUCUGAAAGCAGUUCCUAUUGCUGGUCUGAAUCAUACUAUUGGUCCGAGACACUUUCGUGUCAUCACUCGAUAAAGAUUGGGUAUACCUCUGUUUCCUGUAGACAUCAUUUGCACACUUUAUAAGCGAGAUAUGGACGUUUACGGUGACCACGCUAUCCACUGCGCAAGUGAAGUUGGGCCUAAAUUCCGUCAUGAUUUGGUUUGUGAUGUAGUGAUGGACAUUUUCUUUAAGGACGGAGUCGCUGCAAGAAAGGAAGUACCAAUGGCCUUCUUGUCCGACACGAAUGCACCUUUAAGACCCCCUGAUCUACUUGUCUUCAAUUGGGAGAAUGGCAGGGACGUGUGCUUUGAUGUCACGGGUGUCUCACCUUGUACAGGAGGAGGGAUUCGUAGAUUUACACCAGGUAAUGCUCUUUCCGCAGCUACUACCCGCAAAUGUAAUAAAUACUUAGAGAAAUUAUUAUUAUAAUUUUAAUUAUUAUUAUAGAAAAGAGUAAAAUACAAAGUCAGUUUUUACAUCGAGUCCC
Papaver somniferum (opium poppy) is the source of this 3729-nucleotide messenger RNA. RefSeq lists its product as uncharacterized. The transcript is spliced from 2 exons. The record is from RefSeq and is a predicted model, not a curated record. NCBI's taxonomy places the organism in Eukaryota, Viridiplantae, Streptophyta, Magnoliopsida, Ranunculales, Papaveraceae. Bases 1718 to 2869 code for a protein of 383 amino acids.